Molecule: messenger RNA, 180 nt
Organism: Meloidogyne enterolobii
Lineage: Eukaryota; Metazoa; Nematoda; Chromadorea; Rhabditida; Meloidogynidae
Source: the annotation of a GenBank genome assembly
UUUAAAAAUAAAAUUCAUUUAAAUUCUAUGGAUUUUGAGUACAUCACUGAAAACGUUGCUGGACCUGGUUUAGAUCCGGGUUGCUUAGAGGAUCAAUUUGAAGGGUGUUCAUGUGUUGGAGAGUGCAGUGCUACUAGUAAAUGUUCAUGCAUUUUUAAUGGAUUGGUUUGUAUUUGCUAA